Messenger RNA from Lingula anatina, 1880 nucleotides. RefSeq lists its product as uncharacterized. Gene Ontology annotation, biological process: regulation of apoptotic process; apoptotic process. Gene Ontology annotation, cellular component: mitochondrion; membrane. The record is from RefSeq and is a predicted model, not a curated record. Lineage: Eukaryota; Metazoa; Brachiopoda; Lingulata; Lingulida; Lingulidae.
UAAUAUCACCAACAGGUACAUGCUGUGAAACUCCAAUGACUCCACAGACUGCAGUGGCCAAACGUUUAGCACUUUUAGGAGACCAGAUUUGCCAAGAUCCAGAGUUAAACCGCAGACUGCAGGAAGCCAUAGAUACCAUACUCACCUAUCCAUCUGAAACCCUGACUUAUGACAUAUUUCAGAACACGGCAUCACAUGUGAUGGGGCAGCAAAUGCCAGGAACUACACAGGUGGCCCUUUUAUUGCGCUUCACCAAACUGGCAGCAGUGGGCUUGACAAAAACUGGUACCUCAGGCAUUGGCAGGCUGACAGAAUAUGCUACGAAACUGAUAGCUGACAGGACUGCAGACUUUAUUCUGCAAAACGGAGGAUGGGACGCAGUUGCGAAUGUUGAUCCAGAUCACAUUGACACCAACCCCCUCUUCAGUUCUUCCGACAUCAGUCUCCCCGGUGCCCUGUCUCCAUUAGAAGUACAGCUGCCACCUGUUCAGGAAGAUGAUACUGUAGUCCCAGAGGCUACUGCAAAGGAUCAGCCUGAUGCACCUGACAGUGGAGGAGAACCUCGAGCUGAUGAAUCAACUGCUGAAUCAGAGAAAACCCCUGUUGAACAGUUUGUCUUGAGGAAAAGGGAAAGAUCGUUUUCGAGAGAAAGGUCUGAUGAAUCGGUAUUUGCAAAUGAGGAUGAAGAUGGCACUAGUGAUUUUGACUCAGAUAGGUUUAGUUACUAUACUACCAUGGCUAUUUAUUCAGCGGGUGCAGCAGCAAUUGCUGUACUGACUCUUGGAGUCUGUAUCUUGCUUUUACGAAAACGCUGAAUGAUAUGAAAAUUUUAACACAGUAUAAAAUUAUAUCAAAGCUUUUCCAACAAUUAAGACUAAGAAAAUUUAAAUAGGCAGAUUAUCACCUUUCAUAAAGUAUUUUAAUGGACAUUAUAAGGCAUUACUAUAGGACUGGCAGCAUUUUUUUUUUCAACUAUAUCAGUUAUAUAUAGUGUUUCUCAUAUGGUCAUCAAAACAUUCCAUAAAAGAAGUUUAACAAUUUAUUAUUUUCAAUACAUUAUAAAUGUUAAUAAGUGUAUUUGAUAUUUCAGCAGUAGGAGUUUUUAAUAUUUUAAUCACAUGCAAAAUACUCUCUGGUUGUGCAACAAUUAUAUGUGUUUUGCAUGUAAUGGUUGUUAUGUUACUUUUUUAUCGAUAAGAUCUUAAUAACAUUACAUACAGUAUACACGUAUAUAGGUAUGAAUUUGAUAAAAAUCAUAUUUUAAUAUAAAAGGCCUUAAAAGUGUUCACAUGAAAUAAUCGAUUGGCACAUUUGCCAAAUUUGAAGCAUCAACUUUAGUUUAAAUGACUGUAUUUGUGAUUGUGUCAUAAAAAAGAAAAUUGUAUACAUGUAAUAAAAUUCAUGGAUAAAAGUAAAAUGAAUUUUCAUUUACAGAACUGAUUGCUUCUCAUCCCAUCCAACAGCAGUUAACUAUGUCAAGGAGAAAGACUGUAAAGCUAGGGUUUAAUGUUUACUUAAAAAUCCACUUUAAGAAGUGAAUUGAAUUCAUAAAAUUGUCCAUUCAAGGAAUCACUUACUCCAUCCUGCGACUUAACAUUUUUUAAUGAAAUCAAAAUAAUCGGCAAUGAUUAAAGAGCAUUGUGUCUAAAACCCGUAUUGUAUGGAGAAUGUGACCAGUUUUAAAAUUUACAACAUAUACAAAUAAGCUGGGUCAGGAAGCUCAGGAUUAAUUUAGAUUGAUGAUUGCCAGAUGCAUAAAUUCUCAACAAUUAAUUCACAUAAUUACAGGAUUUUAAUCAUUUUAAUUACAAAGAGAGGUAAAAAUUGGAUGUUUUGCUUCAACAUGGCUUAUCAAAAAUCUCCAGUACCUGUGGUUGUAU